Somion occarium is the source of this 688-nucleotide messenger RNA. The record is from the annotation of a GenBank genome assembly. NCBI's taxonomy places the organism in Eukaryota, Fungi, Basidiomycota, Agaricomycetes, Polyporales, Cerrenaceae.
AGUUUCUCUAUCAUUACAGCACUAUAGUUAUCCCUUCGCCCUCACCAAUAACCUUGAUAUCCAAUGGCUUUGUCCGGAUUAACCCCUGUCGGCCUCGCAUUUAUCAUCAUCGUCCUCCUUACGAUGUCGGCAGGAUUCGGCGCAGUUAUCUGGUUCUCAUGGAUCGCGCCUUGUCGACUGCGCCAUCGCAAAGUCCGUGCACACGAAAGGUUUCUUCCUGAAGACCGGGAGAAAGUCCAGGAGUCAUUACCAUCAAUUCACCGUUCCUCUACCCUCGAUCUACUUGGCUCUCCGUUUGGCAUGGACGAGAUGGACCAGUCUCCUGACCUCGCGACUCCUCGCGACUCGCCUGUCAUAGAAUUCGGACUGGUUCACGCUAUCACUCCCGCCAUUGCGAUGUUUUGCAGGCAGGAUGCGGAUUUACCUAUGCCUUGUGCCGCUCAUACCUCCGAGCGAAAGAUUCGCUUCCCAACCUCAACUACUGACGGACGGGACGCUCAAUGGUGGUUCUACUAGUUGCAGCUCGUCGAUCUUAUGCUGUCGGAGUCUUGACCUCGUACUAGUCCUAGACUCUGCUUUCUGCUUUUCUUAAAUGUCUAUUCCCUAUCGUUUCUGCCUUUCGUACUGCAUACCGCUAAUACCGUCUAGACGUUUUUUGCUGACACGCGAAUAAAGUCCCUUGGGUCAC